CCAAACAUUUCGUUAGCUACAACUCUUAACUGUGGACGAUAUCCUAGUUGGAAUGGACGUGGUUUCCUAUCGAUCCAACGUGUUCCUAGUUAAAUUCCUAUUGGCCGGCAAAUGGUACAUUGUACAUACUUUGGUAGCAUUGAUGAAACCCAAUCAUACACUAGUCACGGCAUUAGUAUAGCUCUAUAAAAUAAGUCUACGCUAUGGAAGAAACUUACUUUAUUAACGGGAGAUUCGCGGAAAACAGACAAAGCUCCCCUAUUUCAAGGUGUAUUAUUUUUACAAGCCGCCAGUGUUGACAUUUUAAAAGUAGCUGAGUAAUAGACUAGCUGGAUUAGAUUUCUGAAUCACUCUCUCUGAUACUUUAUCAUCCACGGAAACUCCGAUGUUUAGUGUUGAUGUUCUAUAAUCUAUGUGAGAAUGCGGCAAUGUAGACAGUGGAUAGAGGCCUUUACAAGCAGAAAGAAGUGGGAUGCUAGAAGUUUACAAGAUACACAGUUAAACAGAUGUCUUAGUCUACUUGAUCUGGUUGGUCUGGGUAUAUUCAGUACAAGUGGUAUAGGAAUAUAUGUAUUAUCAGCAUAUAUUGCUCGUGUAGAUUCUGGACCAUCAGCCGUUUUAUCUGUUAUCAUAGCAGGAGUGGCCGCAUUAUUAUCAGCAUUAUGCCAGGCAGAAUUAGCAACCAGACUUCCUCGUGCAGGAGCUGGAUAUGUCUACACUUAUGCCACUUUGGGCGAGUUAUGUGCCUUUGUUGUUGGAUGGAAUAACUUGUUGGAACAUAUGUUAGGUGCUGCAGUUGCUGCCAAGGCAUGGGUUCAUUAUUUGGAUAAUAUGGUCAAUGGAACGAUUAAAGGUCACAUGAGUGAAACCAUUACGUGGCACCAACAAUCAUGGAUCCUGGAAGAAACACCUGAUAUUCCCGCUGCACUUGUUGUCUUGGUUUCAACAUUAUUCCUAUUACUUAGUGUAAAGGUUUAUGCUGUCAUAGUUUUUAUACUGGGUGUGUGUAGCUCAUUGGUGAUUAUUUCUUUUGUUUGUGUGGGCUUCUUCCAUGUUCAGUCUGACAACUGGACACAUCCACCGGGUUUCUUUCCAAAUGGAUUUUCGGGGACUUUAACAGGAGCCGCCUUGGUGAUGUUCGGGUUUUCCGGAAUAGACAUUGUGGUAACUUCAAUUGAAGAAUCGAAAAACAGCACAAAAACCGUCCCAACAGCGGUGGUAUUGACACUAACUUUGUGUUUUGUGGUAUAUUUUGGUGUGACAGCGGCAUUAACUCUUGCUUUUCCCUGGCAUUUUCUAUCAGAAACGGCAGCCCUUGCUAAAGCUUUUGAAGACAAACAUAUCUUUGCGUCCACAUACGUUGUGGGUGUUGGUGCGUUAUUUGGUCUGAUAUGUUCUGUGUCGGGCUCUCUUUACUCCAUUCCUCGUCUUGUGCAUUCUAUGGGAAAGGAUAACCUUCUACCACAGUGGAUGUCGAGAGUAAAUAACAUAUCAUCUUUACCCAUCGCUCCGGCUCUUAUAUUUGGGGUCAUCGCAUCUGUGCUUGCCUGUGUUUUAAAAUUUGAAAGUACAAUACAAAUGUUUUCCAUUUCAACUAUAUUUGGAUUCACGCUAAGUGCUUUCUGUGUUCUAUGCCUUAGAUAUCAGACCGGCUAUGUGGGAUUAUACCGCGAAUAUUGUGAUCCGUCAGACGUACCCAUAUGUCACCUGCACUCGCAUCUACCUAGCCAUUUCAACAGACCUCCACCACGACUGGAAAUCAUGGCCAAUGGUGAUAUGAAAAUGCAUUACUCGGAGAUGCGUGCCAGUCGGUCUGAUGGGUGUCUUUAUUGUGAAGAAUCAGGGUUUGAAUGUUCUUCCAAGUCAUACAAUCAACUGCCUGUACCCGGAGAAUUGACGGAGAGGACCGGUUUUUAUCACGAAUCGCAGUGUUAUGACACCACUGUAAAACCAACAGUAUCUCGCUCCAGUCUAAACAGCCUUAUAAAAUUGCCUAGUGACACUCUUUUAGAUCCAAACGAUUCCACAUGGAAAUCAACUGUGGUAUCUAUAGUGGUUUUCACAGUUUCUGCUACUUUAAUGUGUUCUUCGUGUGUAGCUAUCUCGCUAGAAGGGACUUCUGGUACCUGGUGGGCUAUCACAAUAAUAUCUAUGUGUUCCGUGUUUAUGGUUACUUCAGCAUUGGUCAUAGCCAAGCAACCCCAGAAUAAGACGAAAUUGUAUUUCAGUGUACCUUACGUGCCACUCGUUCCAUUAUUAUGUAUAACAAUAAACAUGUUUCUGAUGUCAGCCUUACCAGCCAUGUCCUGGAUACGAUUUACAAUAUGGAUAGCAUUAGGCUUGGUGGUAUAUCUUGGAUAUGGAGUGAGAAAAAGUAAUGAACGAUUGCUGGAUGACCAAGAAGUAGUUCUUUAUGAUAUUACAAAUCCAUCAUUCUGUGCGUCUGGUUGAAAGUGUAUAUCUUUUAGCCUAUGUGAUCGUUUUUUGCCGUAGCACUCAUCCGUUGGGCGGUCGUCAACACUUUCUUGUGAACACUCUAUGAAGUUAUCCGACCGUUUCAAAAUGUAUAUAUACAUUGUUAGCGUUACUGAAUUUUAAAAACUUCCAAAUUUGUAGAUGUUGGUUACUCUGCAGAAUGAUUUCCACACCCUGCUUAUUCUUUGUUCAGAUUUAUGAGACGGGCUAGCCUAUCCAAUUAAACAUUUACGUUAAUUACUUCCAGAGUUAUGGUCCUUGUGGACUGGUUUGGAAUCUUAUUGGCGCUCCAUUAACUUAUCCGAUCUGCUUGAAAUGUAUAUUAUUUCUGAUUUAUAUUCGUCAUGUUCUUCAAUUUACAUUUUUUAUUUCGAAUUAUCGCGAAAAAUAAGUGUAAAACCUAGAGUAAUGUCUUGUAAUAAUAUACACUUUGCUUUUUAUUUACUUAAAAAAUCAUAAUGUGAAAACAUCUACUGACUACCCAGACGACUUAGCUGCUGUUGGUGUAUUCUUCGUUGUAUGGCAACCUAACUUUAUCAAUUUAUCUUGUACACAUAUAACCGGAAUUCAAUUAGAAAAUAAGAGUGAGAGAGAUGGAGAAAUUGGGUUUAACGUCCACUCGACACAAACUAGGUCAUUUCCGGACUAACACAUGGUUCAAUUUUAUUUCAACAAUUCGCUUGCGUGUAGGGGUAUUUAGCAGUGGGAGGAAACCGGCGGACCCGGAGAAAACCCACUAAGUUGUGCAGGCGACCCUACUUUCACGCACAACCGCAGAAUCGAAACCACGCCAGUUGACUCAAUGACAGACCUUAUGAUAUGAAAAUAAGAAUGAAAAAAGUGAAUAAGUUCGGAAAUAUAUGUUAUAGUUUAGUGAAAGAACAACCCAAAAGGUUAGGAUCAUAUCAAUAUAACAUCUCUUUCAUUUUCAAACCAUAAGUUAAUCUUUGCUUUCUAUCAUAACGGCUUGCAAGCUACAUCAGCAAUUCAGACUAAAUCUUGUUUUUAAAUCCAUCUACCAAGUGAUCUUUUAGUCAUUUUUCCAAUGUACCCAGUUUACGUCGUUCUUAUAGAAAAAGUUAAAUUGUUGCAACUCGUUUUCGAGAUUCUAGAUCCCAGCAACAAAGAAUAUAAAAAUAAUAUCACGUGUUUAUCUAUUUGAAUUACUAUUAGUACUCGAAUACCCGAAAGUCGUUACUUAAUAACGUUUUGGGUUGGCUUUCUAUUAUUUUUUUAUUUGUUUUUUAAACCAAAAAUCAUACAAAUUUCUGAGUUUUCACAUGUGUAUAUAAAUGCUUCAAUCAAAGAACCACACACACAAAUAAUUAUGAACCAAUUUAACCCCGAGACAAAUGACAUUGUGAGCAUGUCGAUGAAAAAAUAGAUGAAAUUCAUGAAUAAAAUCCGAGAAUUAAUUACAAUGUUUUUACCCUUCAGAAAAAUUCCUCUUGGAUCAUGUUGACUUAUUUGUUCCACAAAGCAGACGAUGUAAUUAGUGGGAAAAUAUGGUUGAACUAUACAAAAUCAGCAACUUAUUAGAGCUCAGCUUAUCUAUGUCGUAUAGGGUACAAUGAAAAAAUUAGAAUCGCCCCAGGCUCAUCGUUAAAUCAUAGAACUAGAAGCCCAUGGCGGUGCUGUUUUUAGACAAAACUAUUAUAAAUAAGCAAGUGAUAUUUAAAUGAACGAUGUAUAUAUAUUGUAUAUAAUUGAUGUGUAAAGAGUUUCUAAUUAUAAAACAUUU
This is a messenger RNA of Patella vulgata (common limpet), 4216 nucleotides long. RefSeq names its product high affinity cationic amino acid transporter 1. The transcript has 8 exons. Gene Ontology annotation, biological process: amino acid transport; transmembrane transport. The record is from RefSeq and is a predicted model, not a curated record. Gene Ontology annotation, cellular component: plasma membrane. NCBI's taxonomy places the organism in Eukaryota, Metazoa, Mollusca, Gastropoda, Patellidae. Bases 421 to 2451 code for a protein of 676 amino acids. Gene Ontology annotation, molecular function: amino acid transmembrane transporter activity.